UUAUCUUCCUCUUUUUUUCUUUUUAUCUCUUUCGUUCAUGGUGCUGACCUAGUCAAAGUUUCUCACUUAACUUUUUGUCAGUAUCACUGUCAAUUUAACAUUCAGGACAUGAAAUAAAUUUGAUUUGAUUUGAUUUGAUUUGUCCAAAAACAUUUUCUGAUCAAAUUCGUUCAAUGAAACUUUGGCUUUUGUAUCAGUCAGUAUCAAACUUGACUGCAUUAUUUCGGUCUCUGGUUUCGCUGUUUACAACAAUUUUGACAGUAGUCACAGAAAAUACACUAAAAUUCUAGAUAUUAUUUUAAACAUACUUUUUCUGAUAUCUUUCCACCAAAUAUUGAACAGUAAUAAAGAGAUUAUAACUAGUGGUCUAGAUUUUGGUGAUGAUCAUCUGAAUCUAUAUUAGAGUCAAAUAUUUUAUUAACAAGAGAAUUUUAGUUCAACUAUUUUAUUCUUAUUUAGAUUGAACGUGUGGAAAAUCGUUAUUUAUGGGAAAAAUUUGUUUCUCAUCGUAAUUAUAUGAAGAAAAAGAAUAAAGGGAUUUUAAAUGAAGAAUGGAUGUUUCAUGGUACAAGUAGUGAUAAUCAUCAACGAAUAUUAGCUCAUGGAUUCAAUCGAUCAUACUCUGUCAUUUAUGGAAUGGGUGUUUAUUUUGCUCGUCAUUCGAUCUAUUCUCAUUCUUAUACGGAUGGAGGUGCGUUGGCAAAUAAAGAUAUAUCAUCAAUGGUUCUAUGUCGCGUACUUGUCGGUCAGUAUGGAGAAGGUAGUUCGGGUAUCAAAUUAGCUCCAAAUAUAAUCGUUGAUAAUAAAGAGGUCCGGUGUGAUUCGACUACAGAUCAUAAAAAACCAUUCACUAUAGUUUGUACAUUUCAUGAUAAUCAAAUCUAUCCUGAAUAUGUAAUUAGCUAUUCAAUUAAUCUAUUUUGA
This is a messenger RNA of Didymodactylos carnosus, 924 nucleotides long. The record is from the annotation of a GenBank genome assembly. Lineage: Eukaryota; Metazoa; Rotifera; Eurotatoria; Philodinida; Philodinidae.